CAGCGUGUUGUGCUUAGGUCGGCGCAAGCGCAGAAGCUUUGAGUGCGCAAUGAAAACUGGCUAGUUUGCUAGGCUCAGUUUGUUCACCAGUGUUUUUGGAUCUAACGUGAAGGCAGUGUGUUUGCUUCUUCAUAUCUAACAUAGAGCGAUCUACAUAAUGAGCAAAUCUGGUUUUCAAUCGUUUGGUGGUGGAAGUACAGAUGGUCUCGAUAAGGUUGACAUGUCUUUAGAUGAUAUAAUCCGGCUGAAUAAGAAACAGAAACAAUUCCAGGCCCAGAAGGCAAAGUACAGACUCCCUGUUAAAGGUCGCUUCACCCAGGGGAGGAAAACUGGCUCAAGACCUGGAGUGCCAUCUAAAAGAGCUGUAGGAGGUAUUGUGAACAAACGCUUCGGUCAAAACCGCAAGCUUCCUCCCACGGUGGCCAGGCGUCGUGGGCAGGGGGUCAUCACUGGUUUAGCAGCGAGAAAAAAUGCCACUCUGCUUAAAGGGAUUAGUCCACUCAACCGACCUGCCCAGAACAGACCUGCUCAGAACCGGCCAAUGCUGAACCGGCAGAUGCCAAACAAUGCAGCUUUGAACCAGAGAUCUCAGCCAUUUGUCCAGCGGCGCAACACCCAGCGGCGACAGAUGCAGCUCCAGAGGAGACCAAACAGACAGAUGGACUCCCACAAACCUCAGGGCUCAGUUUCUCACAGACCCUUUCGGCUUCGCAGAAAAUGGAAUGUUCCAUCUGCUCAACAAACACAGAGAGAAGCACGACAGGCCACCUUCCUCUUCAGAAGAGGACUUAAAGUUCAUGCACAAGUUCAGAAGACACAGUCUGCUCAAGCCACACAGAGAACUCGCUCGUGGCGCACUCCUACAAACAACAGUGGCAUCCUCACUGUGUCAAUAGACAACCCCACAGCUAGAACACAGCCCGAGCCUGCUCAGUCCUGGUCGCUGCAUCCCGUGACUCCUACACGUUCUUCACCUCCACCUAAAGAAGAGCCAGAGAGGAAACCUCCUAAAGGUGUCGCCCUGCAGUUUGAUAUCAACAGUGUUGGAAAGCAGACCGGAAUGACCCUCAAUGAGAGGUUUCGCAUUCUGAAGGACCAGCGCGUGGCGGCAGCGCAGCAGAGCAGUAAAGGGGGGCGAUUUGUCACUGUGGCCUAGAGCUGAACUCUGAGACACUGGUCACGUGUCUCUAUUCCUGAUCACACACUGAACAAUAGUUCUUCAGGACAGAACAGGCAAACAAGGACUGGAGCUGAACUAACGCUGUUCAUGACUCGCAUUAAAUAUCCCUGAUGGAAGAGGCUUCAUCAGAAAGUGGAUACGCUGUUGUUUUAGAAAAGUGAAUUUUUUUUUUUACGUUUAUUUUCUAAAAAUCUGCUGUUCUGUCCUCACAAAACAGGUAUAACUGUCCUUGAAUUUCAGUUACGUUGUGUCGUCUCCUGAACUGCCCUUGAUAUUUGAUGCCGUCCUGUUUUUUUUUUUUUUUAUGUAUACGUAAUGCUGUUGCAGCUCAAAGAAUUUAAAUGAUUCUGGAUAAACUUUGUUUUUCAUAAAGCGGUUGUAUGAAGCAGAACACAUUCUUUUUGUAGAGCAAAAAAAAGAUUGUUUUAAGAUGUUUUAUAAUAUUUCAAUUAAAAAAAAUGCAACAUUGUGCAACAAAUGUCUAAUUUGAUACAUCUGUUAGCAGCCAAUAUUGAUUAUAUAAAACACUGUUAAAUGCAUUCUUGUAAGAGCCAAUUUUAAAACAAAUACUAAUUUUUUGUACAUUAUGCACUAAAUUCAUUUCAACAUUUGAAACUAAGGGUACGUUUACACGACAACGAUGUACUAAAAAAAAGAAUGUUUUUUUUCUUUGCGUUUUUCCGCAUACAGACAAUGUUAUUGUCAAAAAGAUCCCCGUUCACACGGAUCCAUGAAAACGACUAAAAAUGCUGUAUUAUGCUCCCAGGCCAGUAGUUGGCGAAGUCACUUUGUAAAGAAGCACCUCUAGACCGUUUCAAGGAAGUAAACAAUAACAAUGCUACAUGUCUUGUUUAGACAAAUUCACGUUUUGUAGUUUACACGGAGAUGAUAAUGGUAUAGUUUUUCUUCUUGUACUUUGAAACCUGUUUUCAAAAGUUUUCAGGACCCAAAACACUGUUGUUGUGUAAAUGAACGGCCAAAACGCAUACGUUUUCCGUUUUUAAUUAAAAAUGGUGUCGUGUAAACGCCCCCUAAUUGUAGUUAUUUUACACUAUAAUUUAAAAUUUUAAUAUUGGUUCAUCUUUAAGGGGCCGUUCACAUGACACCAUACAACGGAAAACUUUUUGUGUGUUUUGGGCGUUCAUUUACACGACAGCGGCAUUUUGGGGGCCUGAAAACGCAAACUUUUGAAAACUGGUUUUUAGGGUUUUGAAAACGAUACCGUUAUCAUCUCCGUGUAAACUACAAAAAACGCACAUUUAUGAAAACGUUGAUGUCAUGCGCAUACAAAUUACGUGUCUAUAGGUGCAUAGUGUUUUUGUUUAUAAAAAAAAAAAAAAAAGUGACAGCCAACUACUGGCCUGGAAGCAUAAUACAGCAGUUUUCACGUAUCCUUCUGAGCGGGAUCAUUUUGACAACGUUGUUGUCUAUACUACCAUUUUUAGGGCACAUACGUGACAACGACAUACUAAGUGUUAAGUACUUUAGGGAAAAAAUACAAUUACAAUACAAUGAACUAAUAGUAAAACAGGUUAAAUACUCAUUUGUAUCUACAUUUUUUUGUUUGUUUUUUGGAUCACAUGAAACAAGAAUAUGUCCAGAUCAUAUUUCAUCUCAAAAUCCAAAAGUAAUGAAUAUUUGGGUGUGACAGAAAACGUGCUAAAAAAAUGAAUUCUUAAAAUAAUAAAAAUCAGUAUGUUUCUACUACCUAACAGGCUGAGGUAAGUUGCAGAAACUUUGUAUCAUGCUGUUUUAUAGCGAGUCAUACACCAACUAUGAAGUAACAAAUCUGAUAUGCCUAAACCUCUCACUUAAUCAUUUUGAAGAUUUAUAUUAGAAGAUUAAUUCAAGUUUAACCUUCUCAGUGAAUACGUGGGUAUUUUUUUGUGCCUGAAAUUUUAUAUGCUGUAGACUUAAAAUAAUAGGGUAUACUUAAAAAAAAAGAAAAGUGGUAUGUGUCAUCAACCCACACAUCUAGGUAAAUCCAUCAUGUUUCCUCUCAGUAUGAGGAAGUCACUGCCUACGGUGGUAUGUGAGAUUUAAAAGUGUGAAAAUAAUCAUCAUGGUGCAUAAAGCAGAAGAGUAUUACAGACAACACCCCAUUUCUAACAAAAUGUGCAUUAAUACAAAUAUUCCUGAGCAGUUUGGUAAUUUGAAUAUUGCAUUUAUUUAAAUACAUUAAAAUUUGCAAUGUAACAAAACUAUUGGCAUAUGAAAUUCAAACACCAUUUAAAUGAACAAAACAUGGCUCACUUCAUUUUCUGUGGCUAGUGUCACACACACUAGUUCAUUUUUUUUCUCCUCACCAUCACCUCCAUAUCUCCUUCCCCCGCAGACACUAUUCACAGACUACUUACAAUAUGAGUGCCCAAUACAAAUAUGAGGUAAGAAAGUGGUUUGACAUUUACAGAUAACAGAUCAUGCAGAACAUGCCUAAAAGCAACAAAAAAAAAUUGUUGUGAGGAACAAUUAAAAAAAAAAAAAAAAAAAAAA
This is a messenger RNA of Ctenopharyngodon idella (grass carp), 3673 nucleotides long. Its product is annotated as UAP56-interacting factor-like. Gene Ontology annotation, molecular function: mRNA binding. Lineage: Eukaryota; Metazoa; Chordata; Actinopteri; Cypriniformes; Xenocyprididae. Gene Ontology annotation, biological process: mRNA export from nucleus. The transcript has 9 exons. The record is from RefSeq and is a predicted model, not a curated record. The coding region runs from base 158 to 1156 and encodes 332 amino acids.